UCAAUCUUCUCAGCGGGAGAAAUCGCCUAGAUGUGGUCCGAUUCCUCGCUGUAAUGGCGGAAAAGGACUUUCUACCGUUGACACAGAAUGUUGUUCGUGGAUUGAAUGAUAAGCUUUACGAAAAACGUAAAACAGCGGCUUUGGAAAUUGAGCGGUAAGUAUGUCAAGUCAUGACCUGUUUUCCGGAACAAGUACUCGUACGUGUGAUCUUGUUGCGAGUCGUCAAAUCGCUUUAUUAUUUUUGGAGAUCUCCUGCUCUAUUUUCGUUUAUUUAUGUGCUGUAUACUUCUUCAAAGCGAAAAGUCGUAAUAAACCAAACUAAAGUUCGCCUAUCAGAUUAGACACUGCACUAAAAUGUUUGUAAAUGAAGUACGAUUCACACGUGUUGAAAUGUUUGUGUUUUCUUUGCUACCUCGUCGUGAAAUCUUCUGUUUGAUUACUUUAGAAUGGUAAAAGAAUUUGUGGCUAAUAACGACGUGAGGCAAAUAAAACGACUGACUGCUGUGCUCGCUGACGAAUUUGCAGUUUCACACAAUAAUCAUUCGAGAAAAGGAGGUCUUAUUGGACUCGCUGCCACAGCUAUAGCUCUGGGAAAGGUGACCAUAUUUGCUUUCUCCUAACGGAUGUGUGAUUGAUGUUUGUGUUUGUUAAUUGUCAAGCGCUUAAACACUACUGUAACUGUUAUUGGGAGUCAGUUUAUGUUCAAGGAAGUUUAAUGUACUGGUCUCAUUUUACCCCUUAGUAGCAAAGAUCACAACAAUAAUAAGAACAGUGACAAGCACGAACAAUGACAUUCAUUUCUGGUAUACACCACGCAAUGAAUAGUGCUUUUUUGCAGGUGCUGCUUGGCUAAUUUGCAAGUGAUUAGCAAAGUACCUCAGAGUACCUCUGAACAGCCCAAGAGACAAAAUCAUACAUCAAGAAUUUAAUUUCCAACAGUUUUUAGUAUAUUGACAGAAACAAACAAAUAUUUUGGUUUUUAUGUGUUGUAUUCUAAAACAAUUAAUCUCAUUAGCCUUGUUGGAAGUGUUGGAUAUUUACCUCACAGCUUUGCUGCUUGGCAAGUAUCCAGCACUCACACUUAAAUGAAUAAUUGUCAUAUUUACAAUUGUGUUGAUGUUCAGCAGGCAACAAAGAUAGAAGAAACUUGUAUGUACUGCCCACAAUUCUCCUCCUGAAUUUCAAUGAUCUGAGCUACUUUUAGCCAAUUAUGGAAAACAUUCUUCUUUUUAUUCACCUUCUACAACACUUUGUAAUGAAGACCCUUAAGAAGGCUCACGCAAAGAUUUCUCAAUGCAUUAAAGUAAAAUAUUUAAACUCAGACAUUUUCAAAGACGUGAUGGAAGACAUAUCGAUUAUUUAUUUUGACAUUUGUUAACCUUGUAUUUUGAUUGUAGCACUGAUGUGAAGUGUUUUGUAAUGUUCUUUCCAGGAUGCUGGUCUAUAUUUGAAAAGUCUUAUUCCACCAGUGUUAACCUGUUUCUAUGAUCAAGACAGUAGAGUUCGUUACUAUGCCUGCGAGGCACUUUAUAACAUUGCCAAGGUUGCAAGAGGCUCAGUGUUACCAUUCUUUAAUGAUGUAUUUGAUGGGCUAAGCAAGGUGAGUCAAAGUUAACCUUAUCAAAUGUAUUACAAUUAUUAUAAUAAUAAUUUGUAAUUUUGGAGUUUCCUCUCACAUGUCACAAUGGUUGUUUUCAAUGGUGGCAAGGAGGCAACGUAGGAAACACGAAAUAUUGUUCUGACUAAUAUCCUUCAUUUGGGUGAUUAAAUAUUGUGAUUUCCAAAUGGAUGUAACAAAUUGGUACUUGAGCUUUAUGCCAAGCAAUUUUGGCCAGAAAUCAUUUUGUGAUUUCAAAUCAAACUUGCACUGUGUGCUCAUUUGAUUUUGAAAUCAGGUAUACGAUUUCCGACCUAAUCAAAACUAUGAAAAAAUUCUCCAACGCGAUUGGUUAUCACUAGCCUGAUUUAAGCACUGAAGUUGUCUGAUUUUCUAUUGCUCUGAUGAAAGGCUAACGCUCAAAACAUUGGCUUUUUUACCCUUUACGAUGGCUAAUUUACGUUUUCAACUCAGUUGUUAACACUAAAUUACCUGAUUUAAGCACUAAUAGGAGAGUGUACACAUCAUGCUUGUAAUUGGACAGUGUAAUAGGACAGUUAAAGGGACAGUUAACAUGUCAUGCUUGUGUAAGUGGACAGAACAUGUCAUGUGCACAUGAUGUUGUCUCGCAUUUUGCUGAGUUAACUGUUGUUUUUUUUCAUGAAAAGGUAGACUUGCUGUCUAGUUUCUUUCACAAAUUUUGCCAUAAUUUUGAUUAAUUGGUAACAGGACUUUGUGUUAUCCAAUUGUGUCUGUAAUCAUACUUGUAAUUAACAAAUUGGACUCCCGCUUCUUAGUUGUCUGAUUUUGUUAAUCACUCGUAUGAUUAAAGACCAAAUUGGACUCAACUCAGUCCUAUUACCAUUAUAAAUUGCACUCUUUUAGUUCAGAUUACCAUCAUCAAUUGCACUCUAAGUUGCCAAUUUGAUUGUGUGUUCAGCAGUCAUGAAGCAGGCUGUAAUGUUUUUAUUUCAUAGUGUUUAUAUCUAAUUAAUUUAAUGUUCCUAAUAAUAGUUGGUUGUGGGAAUUAUAAGCAUCGAGAUAUAACAUGAACCUCUAAAUAUAUGUCCAGGGGCAAAUGGUUAAAAGGUUGAACCUACUGUAUACCUUUAUGAUGCUCUGUCACAAGUCCAUCAUUCAGCUAAGGCUUGAUCUAUGCUCUUCUAUUAGACUGAGAUGUCAAUUUUUUUCCUUUCAGCUUGCUGCUGAUCCUGAUAUGAAUGUAAAAAAUGGAGCCGAGCUACUUGACAGAUUGGUCAAGGUAGAUUAAGAAAACUGAUGAGUAACCCUUUUCACCUCAGUAUCUGUAGAGAUAUUCUCCAUACAGUUCUCCUUACAUUUCCUGUGGUAUUGACCUGGAGAAUUAGUUUGAUAAUCAAGAGGUUCUUUGGUUGGUAACCAUUUCUUUUAUUCUUGUUACCUACGUGUUUGGAGUUCGCAAUGAGACUGUAAUGAGAGAUUAGAUAUAAGUCGCUUUUAGGAGUUAAAGAGUUAACCCAGAUGUAGUUCAAUAACUCUGUAACUUCUCUUGGAAGAAAAUAUUUAGCAACCCUUUGUUGGAGGAUACACUCAGCCUCUGAUGGUUCAAAUUUUGUCCUGGUUGAAAACUUUUUCACUCCAGUCAACUAAUAUUUUUAUUUCUUUUAGAUUACAAUAACUACAAAUUUAUUGAAGAACAAAGGAAAUGGAAAUGACACUUAUUGAAAAAGAAUUGAUUUAAGGAAAUAUCUGAAACCGGAAUGUCUGGCAAGAAUAGGCAAAUUUAUCCCUUAACCUCAGAUAAAACACCAAAUUCUCUUAACUAGUUUUGAUGGAAAUGUGAAAAAGCAGGGUGUGGAAAUUCCAACUCACAUUUUGUGAGUAUGAGGGUUAUAAGAAGACUAAGGAAAAUGUUUAUAGAUGAGUUGAAUUAACUUUCAAAUAAACAACAGUGAUUACUAUUUUUUAACAUGGAGUUCUUCCAAAAUGGUGAAAAUUAAUUUGUUAAGCUAUCAACCUACCAAUGUCUGGCUUCUAAUUUUUUCCUUACAGUUUUACCCUUGAAUCAAAUUGAAAGGUGAUGAGAAUGAAAGAUGGAAAUAAUCAUCAAUUUAAGAAGUUCCUGAUUGUCCAACAAAUUCUCCUUGUUAAUACAAUAGGAAAUGUAAAGAGAAUGGUGUGGAGAAUAUGAAUAAUGUCAGGAUGUAAAGCAGUUAUAGAAAACUACUGUUACGUAUAAUAUGUGUUAUGUACGUCAUUAAAAAUCUGGAAUUUUCAAUUUCCUUUGCAGGAUAUUGUGACAGAAAGCUCCUCAUUUGACCUAGUAUCCUUCAUUCCACUGUUGAGAGACAGAAUUUACACAGCCAACCCAUUUGCAAAACAAUUCCUGGUCUCCUGGGUGAGUGUAAGGUGUCCUAGCACUGCUAUUAAGGAGAUACAUACAUCUUACUGAAUGGUUUAACAUAUAAUAUGUGCAGAUAUAAUAUGAUUUGGAUAUAAAAUUGACUCUUGACAUUUGUUCUUUGUUCAGUUAGUGGUGCUUGAUUCAGUACCAGAAUUGGAUCUAAUUACACAUCUUCCAGAGUUCCUUGAUGGUCUCUUCAACAUUUUCAAGGACCGCAAUCCUGAGAUAAGGAAAAUGUUAGUAGUUAUAUUAUUCAUUUGAAAUAUUGUCACUAACCCUUUAACUCCCAUGAGUGACCAAAACAGAAUUUCUCCUUACAUUAUUGAUAGAAUAUCAACAAGAUAAGCGAUGAGAAUUAGGAAAAUUAUCAAUUUGGGGAUAAUUAGUUGAUCUAAUACUAAAUUCUCUGAACUAACAUCACAAGAACUAUAUGGCAGAUAGUAAGGAGAAUUACCAAUAAGAUCUUGGGAGUUAAGGUGUUAAAAUACUGUUACGUAAGGAAAAUCUUCAAUGGAGUGUUGAAAAUAAUCUAAAACAGUAUGAUGAAUUAAUAAUGGAGUGAAAGAUUGUCACUUUUGAUUUUCCUAUUGUAUAGGUGUGAAGCAGCGCUCGGUGAGUUCCUGAGAGGAAUCAAGAAAGAAACCAAGAAUGUCAAUUUUGCUGACAUGGUCAAUAUUUUGGUUAUUCACUCACAGUCAGAAGGUAGUAUGAUAGUCAUCUUCAAGUUGCUAUCUUUGGAACUUCAGUUAUUAGACAGUCUUGAUGAUGUUAACAAGAACAUGGUUAUAGCAAUGAAAAUAUUGUCAUUUUUGCAGAUGAGGUCAUACAAUUUACUGCUAUCACUUGGCUGAGGGAGUUCAUCACACUAUCAGGACGGACUAUGCUGCCCUUUAAUGCAGGAAUUUUAAAAGCAAUAUUACCUUGUAUGGCAUAUGAUCAAGAUAAACAGAAUAUCCUUUUUUGAUUGUUAUCACGACUUUGUUUAAAGACCCUCUUUCUUCCAUACUAAUUUGAUUAACAAUAAUUUUUUUUCAGUUUUUUCUGACCUUUUGCCCCUUUAACUCUCAUGUCCUUUGCUAAGUUACUCUAUUUGUGGGAAGGAGACAAAAGGGGGAUGGGGAGAAAGUUUUGCUCCCCCCCCUACUCCCAUUACUGUUGCCCCUAUGACUUUCAUGUCCCCUUGUGAAUUGCAAAUGUUUGUGCAUGCCUCCCUUUACUUUCCCAUUUCAUAUAACCCACCUGCCCCUAUGCACUCUGCCUUUGUGCUUCAGUUUUCCUCUGGUGCCAUGGUAGGAGUCUGCAAAGUCAGCCUCCAGCUUUCUUAGUAGAGCUGCCUCUCAUGCAGAUGUAUUUGCUCUAUAUGCCAGAUAAUGUUGACAGGUACCUCUGAGCAUUUUAGACUUCUUAAUUCAUCAUGAAUCAAAGUUCUGUCCUUGACAGUUAUUCACAUAUCAAAGAGGUGGCCAAGACAGUCAAUCAAAGCUUAAUGCGACUAAUUACAGAGGAUGAUGAUAAGGAUGUUGAUAGUGACACUGUGUCUAUGGAUUGUGACAAUGAUUUUGUGCAGCCACAAAUUCAAACUCAGCUGGAUCUUGGCCCUGUAGUAGAUGUGCUAACAGUGCAGCUAUCACAUAAGUCUAUACAAACCAGGAUAGCUGUUUUACGAUGGGUGUUAUUGCUUCACAUGAAGACACCAAACAAGGUGGGUCUUACUGUCGUAGAUUAUUUAAUAUCAUAUUUAUGUUGAAGAAACUCUGUUGAUAGAGGCUUAGUUUCACAUAUUUUACUUUGCAGCCAUUUGAUUGCACCAACAGCAUUUUUAGAAAACUGGUAUGAUAGCAAUUAAGCCAAGGAUUUAGGUGGAUUCUAGAGUCAGAACUUUCUGAAUAGUUUUCAAAUAGGCAAAUUAGAAAGGCUUGAUGGGCAUAGGGUGAAAGGGAGAAAGUUGGCCUUUCUUUUGAAAAUGAGUGCUUCAGUCUCACAGUCACAUUGUGCAGGGUUUUUCUAGUAGGAUGUAUAUAGUGCUAUUCUCAGUUAAUCAUAGUCUGAACUUUUCUUUAUUUGUGUGACUGUACAUUUGCACAAACAUUUGAAAUAUGUUGCAGAUAUUUGGUCAAAUUGAGCAGCUUUUCCCAGAACUUUUGAAGACAUUGUCAGAUCCAUCAGAUGAGGUAAGAGAGGCCCAGUGGGGUCACAGUUGACUCUGGACUAAUAGUUAAUGUUGUGUCAAUGUGUAACUUAGAUUAUAAUGGUUACAUUUCUCCUUAGGUUGUUCUUCUUGUCCUAGAAGCACUUGCAGAGAUCUCAGCCUCUCCAGCUGGUCCUCCAAGGAACAGUCCCUCUCAAAGCAUGUCUGAAGGUAGCUUGCCAGGCUCAGAGCAGAAUGCAGCCCCUCACAGGCAGCUGAAUAAAUACUUUCAUAAGUUCAUGAACAAUGUCAUGUCCCUUUUUAGAACUGAUAGGAAACUUUUAGAGGAGAGAGGCUCUUUUAUUUUGAGGUAAUGCAUCAUCCACAAGUUGGUAGUUGAUAUAUUGUUAACAUUAUUGGCAAAAAAAAAAAUUAACAAAUCAUGUAGACAUCACAAAGUGCCUGUACGUAUCUGUAUGUAACAAUUUUUGCAGGAUUCUACUUCUAUCAUAAGCUUGCCCUUAUUGUUUGUGAGAUUUGGUAAAAAAUUUGGCUCAGCAUUGAUGGGGUAUGUUAAAAAAAGCCUUCCCUUUCUCUUUGCUGACAAUGCACUGUACUAGGACCCUUUUCUUGAAGUUCUGUUUUCAUUUAAGGUUGGGGUUGCAAAAGUUUUGAAAAUUAUGUGAUAGAGAAACUUAAAAUAGCUAAGAGAAGCAAUAGCUAUAGCGAGAGAAACAAAAUUUGGAUGAGUUAGGAUGCCAGAACCCACUUCUCUGUUCUUAAAAUAUUGAUUUUAAAAUUAUGGCUUUAUGCCCAUAAAGUUACCAGGACUUGCAAGAAAUGUGCUCCUGGUUUGUUGAAAGUUUGGUGGUUAUCAUUUUAAAUGUUGAAGCUACACUUUAAGUUACCUAUUUAUCUCUUUUAAGGCAAUUGUUUUGGAUCAAUUUCUUGAAUGUUGAGAGUUUUGUACUAGGCUUAGUUGUUGUCUUUUUUCUUUUUUUCUUUUUUACAGACAGCUUUGUCUUUUGUUAAAUGCAGAGGACAUAUACAGAGCAAUGUCAGAAAUUCUCCUUCAAGAAAGUGACUUCCAAUUUGCAUCUCUUAUGGUGCGGUAUUUGAAUAUGAUUCUACUCACUUCCAGUGAGUUGUUUGACCUCAGAGAUCAGCUAAGGGAGCUGGCAACAGCAGUAAGCAGAGUCAUUACAUUUUUUUUUUUCAUUUUGGCUUAUCUCAAUGAUUAGGAGAUAAUUAACUACUGGUUGAUUAACUGUGAUCAUGAUAUUCUUAUGUUUUUAGGAGAGCUGUUCUCUUUUCUGUUGUCUAUACCAGUCUUGGUGUCACAACCCUGUGGCAACAGUAUCCCUGUGUUUACUGACACAGAACUACCAACAUGCCUGUGAACUGCUUAUGAUCUUGUAUCCUUAUCAUGCCCAGAUACUAUCUCUGGAUUCAUUUUUCAGUGCACUGCCUCCCUCCACUCAAGAAUAGAAACAGACAAGCAAACUUUGUCUAAUGCAGAAAACAGAUGAAAUGGGUGGGAGUGAUUGGGAGGGGAGGGAGGGGCUGAAGGCUAAGGGGUUUGGAGUUACCUGUGAUGGAUUAGUCACUUCAUACAGCAGAAAUUGAGAUUGGUAGUGCAAUGGGUUUGAUUGGGGUGAGGGGUGUUAGGAUGAAUAUCAGAUAAGUUUUCCUUCAUGAUAGCUGUUAUUCAUAGCACUUUAGAAAUUGGAGAAUUUUGUUGACCUGGGCUAUUUUUUAGUUAUUCGUCUAGGAUAGUCUUUCCAGUUCUUUUACACUAUCAUCCAGCGAAUCAUUUCUUUCUGAAAACCCUUCAAAGCCAACAUCCUCUAGAAAUUUCCUUGACUUAAUUUUUACCAGUGGACAUCUUGAGGUAAAUGUUGAGUUUCUUAUUCAGAUUGAUAAGUUGGUUCAGCUUAUAGAGUCUCCAAUAUUCACAUGUGAGUCAUACCUUUGCUAUCAAUUUCAAUUAAGAAAUUAAAAUAAGUUUCUCUUGAGAGUUGGAAGCUGACUAUGUAGAACUGAUUUUCAUUAAUGUUAUCAGUGAUUUUCUUUUGGCUGUUAAUAAAAGUAAGAGUACACAGUAUAAUGUCCUGACUAGUUCUACAUGUGGGCAGCAUGCAUCUGAUUGGUUGAGAGGGUGUUUUUUUCCACCAAUCACAGAGGAAAAUUAAUUUAAACAAGUGCUGUCUUGCAUUACUUUUGACACUCAGUAUAUUGCUCCAAGUAAGGCAUAAUCACAUUGGCUGAGUACUUUUACAAGUUGUGCCCUAUUUUGAUAGGCCUGCAGGGGGCAUCAAACUACAAACAAAAGCAAAGCAAACAGAGGGGCAGUUUGCAACAAUUCUUGUAUAAAACUUAGGUCAGAUUACAGUAUAAAGUAAAGUAACUUUCCAGGUAACCACACAAUGUUGCUGGUUAUUUGUACUCUAUUUGAUGCAGUUGGGUUUUUUUUUUUUACAGAUUUACGUCUCCAGCUUUUGGACACACAAAAAAAUCAUUUUCUAUUGAAGUCCUUGUAUGGCUUGCUCAUGCUUCUUCCACAAAGUGAUGCUUUUACAACCUUAAGAAACAGAUUAGACUGUGUACCAAAUGGAAGAGCACUGCCAUCUGGCAUAAGGUAAAAUUCACAAAUUCUGUUCCAAGAAAGGUUUUGACUGAUCUUAACAGUAACUAUUGAUGAUUUUGGUUCACCAUAAAGUCAAGUCUCUUCUGAUAAGCACUGAAGUUAAUUAUGAUAUUUGUUCCAUGUUUAAGUUUGUUAUGAGAGUUUGCCUUAGGCAGAAAUGAUAAACCCUUAGAGACAUCAGCUAUUUAGAUUUUUCUUUUUUCCAAGUCCCUUGUACUUGAUACCCCAAAUUUGAUGGCCAUCCUUUGUCAAUGAUGUCUACCAUCACCUGCAUAUUAAAAAACACUAUUUUGGGUGGAGCCUGCAUGCAUAUUUGAGAGAUGCUGUAACUGAAAGGUAGCCCAAUCAAGUCAAGAGGUCUGCAUUAGAAACAGGCAGGGUGCGUGAUUGUGUUGUGCUCUUUGGCAAGACACAACCCUCACUAUGCCCUGUCCACUCAGGAACCUAAAUGGCUACUGGUGAACUGUAAGCAAAACCUGACAAAAUGCUGAUCGGAAUGGGGGGAGUAACCUGCAAUGGGCCAGCAUCCCAUACAGGGGGGAUGGAAACACUUCUUGUUGCUUCAUGCUACAGACCCCAGAAUAAGCUCUUCCUGGAUAGGCCACUUGGUCAGUGUACAAAUUUUAUUUUCUUUUAGGAUUGUAAGACUUAUGGUGCAUGAUUGACUUAAUGCUAUUUUUUUUUCUUUUCCAUUCUUUCAUUUCAGUGAUACUCAUGGUGCACAUGACUUCCCAUUGCGUGAACAUGUUCAAAGAAUAAAUUUCAAGGAACUCCUACACCAGUUCAAGACUGUACAACAAAAACAUUUUAUAAACAAACAUUCUCGCUCUCCACACUUGGCUAAGAAUUUGUUGAAUGUGUAGAUACCUUUUCAGGGUUUAUAUAAUAACAUAUAAAAAAAGUACAAAUUUUAUUUUGAAGGUAUUUCAAGUGUAAAAUAAUGUCAUUAGUUUAUAAAGAUUGUUGACUGCCAGCUCAGUUGGAUCAAAAAUUAUUAAAAAGAUGAUCUUUGUUUUAAGAAUGCAGUUGUUUAUUAAGACUAGGCGAAUACGUUUUUGAUGUUUUACCACAUAGUGACUGCCAGGAGACAGUAUUAACCCUUUACACCCUAACAUCAGUUUUGCAUGUUCUCUAUACUUUUCUUACAGUAUUAAAAAGGAUAAUUUUUUAAUAAUCAAGAACUUCUUGAGUCUGCAAUAAUUUCCUUCAUUCUCAGGAUUUUUAUUUGUUUCAGGGGGGAUACUGUUUGGAAAAAUUAGAUGCUUAUAACUCUUAAUGUCAAAGGUUUAAUGACCAGUGAAGCUUAAAGGUAUUGAGAGUAACAUCUGAAUAGUACUAAUAAGAGGAAAUCUCAAAGGUUCAGCAUCUUGUCCAAAAUUUCUAGAUUAUUACAGCAUACUGUAGUAAACAGAUGUUGAGUACAGUCAAUUGGUGAUGGUAUCAUGUUGAUCCACACUUAAUUGGUAAGGAGGGAAUGAAGGCUUUUGAGAAAGUACAAUGCUGUGAUAAUUGAGAAUGGAUGUACAUGUAUUUUUUCCUUUUCAAGACAAAUUUAUUUACUUAAUAAAAUAACAGCAC
This is a messenger RNA of Pocillopora meandrina, 10333 nucleotides long. The record is from the annotation of a GenBank genome assembly. Lineage: Eukaryota; Metazoa; Cnidaria; Anthozoa; Scleractinia; Pocilloporidae.